AUUCAACCUUUUACCCCGUCAGGCACGCUGCCCAGCAUGUUUCUGCCGGCGCCUAACCAGACAUGCCAACGCCACCAGCUGACCAUCAUUGGUAGAUACUUCUUCAGGCAACUGCGCCAGAUGAGCCAGCUCCAAAGGACAUCCUAUGCCCGCACAGCCUUUGAGCAGUUCCAGUCGCCGGCACUAUGCCAGCGUCACACCCAAGCCCAAGCCUUCACACCCAACUUGGUGGCCAUGCAGCGGAGUCAACAGUUUGGAGAGGAUUAUCGCAUCUAUCAGCAGAACAUCGACCUGGACUCGUUCUUCGGGGAGGAGCCAAAGUAUGACAGGGUCUCGGAUGUCUGCCUGCUCAACGAUCACUUUAUACUGGUGAAGAUGCCCCAGGUGCAGUUCCAGCCACCAAAACCAAUGACACCACAAACGAAAUCGAAGCUGCCGCGUUGCUUCAAGUGCAAUCGCAGCAGUCGCGUCUCGCCCAUUCUGGAGGAUGUGGAGGAGAAGCCUCCGCCUCGGAGGAGCUGCCUAAAACCCUGGGCCAGCAGGGACAUGGAUGAAGUGGAGGUUUUUAACUCCACCACAACUAGUUCUGCUAAGGCUACUCCCGAAUCUGUGAUAGUCGAGCAGCCGCAUCCGCAGCGGCAGUCCCCUCCUUUGCCUGCUCCUCUGCAGCUGGAAGCGGUACAUCCCGCAGCAUCCACACAGCAGCCUCUCCUCAACCGCGGUCCACUCCACUGGUUUCUCUGGCCCUUUCGCCGACGGCUCCACGCCAGAGCCAAGUCCAAGUCCCAGCUGGCCGCCGUGCAUAAAACGUACUUUGUGCGCUGGAGCAAACCGCCGGACACCAUCUGGCAGGGCUACGGCGUGGAUAGAGGCGACAGGGAGCAAAAGUCUAGUCUGCGGCGCUGUCGCUCGGCUGUUUUCUAAGCGAAUCUACAGAUGGAAAUUGUGUAUAUA
Molecule: messenger RNA, 954 nt
Organism: Drosophila subobscura
Lineage: Eukaryota; Metazoa; Arthropoda; Insecta; Diptera; Drosophilidae
Exons: 2
Coding region: 37-924 (295 amino acids)
Source: RefSeq, a predicted model, not a curated record